AUGGCUUUUAUGAAAACCUCGCUAAUGUCAGAGUGGGGUAUCAGUGACAAAGUGACAUGUCUAAUGACUGAUGGAGCAGCAAAUAUGGGAGCUUGUGCCAGAGAGCUUCAUAUGCGUCACACUAUUUGUGUGUCACAUACGCUAAAUCUUUUGGUGAAAAAAGCUCUUGACCAAUGUCCUGAAUUGUUCCACAUCCGGGCAAACUGUCGAAAGAUAGUUGGUUAUUUUAAGAGCAGCACUACAGCAAAGGAGAGACUAACUCAGAUGCAAGUUCAAAUGGGCCUUCCGGUGCUUAAACUUCUUCAGGAGGUUGAAACGAGGUGGAACAGCACUUAUCUCAUGCUUCAGCGUAUCUACACUUUGAGAGAGCCUGUCGGAGCAGCUUUGGCUGGUCUACGCACUGAUCUGACACCAUUGUCUGCUGAACAGUACAGAAUUAUUGCUGACUGUUUGAAAGUAUUGGAGCCAUUUAACUAUGCCACAAUUGAGCUGUCUGAGGAGAAGAAAGUUUCGGGGUCAAAGGUAAUUCCGCUGUUGUCCAUGUUGCAUCACUCCCUGGAGGAAGAAGAGAUUCGACAGCUUCAAACUCCAGAGAGCACAUCCAUGGUUGAGUUUCUGCAAAGACAACUAAGAGAGAAGCUGAACCAACUCCAGUCUAUGAGCAUUAUGUUUCUGGCUACUCUGCUUGACCCAAGGUUUAAAAAAGUAGGCUUCUUCAGUCCCAGUAAAGCAGCAGAGGCAGAAAAAAGGCUCACGAUGGAAUGCGCAGCUAUCAUGAGCCGCACAGCCUCAUCUACUUCAUCAUCAUUAUCAUCAUCAGAACCUUCCCAGUCUGUUGGAGGAAGCAAACUGUGGCAUCAUUUUGAUGCCUCAGUCCAUCAAGCAAGAACCACAAAUGUCACGGCAAAUGCAACAGUUGAGGUGCAAAAGUAUCUGGGAGCACCAAACAUCCCCCGAGUUGAAAGUCCCCUUCAGCUGUGCAAGCGUGUGUGCGUGCGCGUGUACGAGAAAGGGGAGGACGAUAAAGGGAGGCAGGCAGGUCUAUUGUUGCAGCAGCAGCAACAGGCGUCGGUGGAUGAGGACGCACCAUAUGGCCUCUGUGAAGAGCUCACUCCUUGA
Corythoichthys intestinalis (scribbled pipefish) is the source of this 1119-nucleotide messenger RNA. RefSeq names its product E3 SUMO-protein ligase ZBED1-like. The coding region runs from base 1 to 1119 and encodes 372 amino acids. The record is from RefSeq and is a predicted model, not a curated record. The transcript is spliced from 6 exons. NCBI's taxonomy places the organism in Eukaryota, Metazoa, Chordata, Actinopteri, Syngnathiformes, Syngnathidae.